AAGCUGUUGCCGACUAACGGUCUCCGUGUCGUGUACCGUCCUUGGCGGUCUGUGAUUUGUACCAUUCACUUGUAUAAUUGUCGUGUAUCUGGACAGUGCUUUGUAAACACUUGUUUAUACGAUGUAGUGGCUUUGUUCUGCUUCGAUUUCUUUACUUUGAUGGCUUAAUGAAAUGUUUGAACAACAAACGAUUAAAUUUAUCUAUCGUGUGACGUCGUUGAUUGGGGUUAUCUCCCUUUUGCUAACUAACGGAAGAUGACUUGUUUCCUACACCGUCGUCUUCCCGCUGAUGUGUACCUGGCUUGGUCUUCCUGAAUUCGUGCGACGAGGAACUGGUUAUCGUAACAUUGAGUAUUGUUGUGUUACAUUUUCUGUUUACACACAGUAGACAGUUAUUUACUCUUCCUGUGCAGUACACUGAGCUCGCCUUUUUAAUAGCAAACAACGGUAUACAAGUGAACUCAUUACUGCAAAGUGCUGCGACAAAGAUCUUUCAGUCCACAUCCCGAGCUUCCUGAUUCAAGUCUGUAAGGAAAGACAUGGAACAUUAUGAACAACCUGACGUCCCACAAUUCCAUGGACCUUUGACAUCCGCCGUCAGUGCUAGUCCUGAACAGGGAAAUCGUCCAGGAGGACCUGCUACUCAAAAGACAUUAAUCAAGACCUUCAUCAAAGGGUUCAAGUGGUAUUACCUGUUCGCUGCAUGUAUGAUCAUCGCUCUGUUGGUUGUGGUCAUCGUUAUCUCUGUAUACUACUCCACAAAAAGUGAUACAGAAGAAAACAGGAGCUGUCUUCCUUCUUUCCCUCGAGUCAAGCUGAACUACGAUGAACAUGCAGACUUUGCGGCGCUACUUCUGUUUUUCUGGCCAUGGUCGUCUGACAUGGAGGAUACAAAGAGUCCGAUGUACAAGGAAACAAUCAGUAAAGCUGAAUACUGGGUGACAAAGAUCUUUCAGGCGAGUUUGCUUUCCUCUUGUAUCACAUCUCGUGCGAGGGCAAUGAUGAAUCUUGGCGGCAAUACUCUGGUUCGCUUUGACCUGCAUGUGAGCUGUGACACUGCAACAGAAGUAGAAAUAAACAGAGCCUACAUCGAUGGUCACUCGUUCCUGAAGAGAACACAGGACAGAAGCUGUGUGGUCAGCAUCGGUGAAAAUCUUAUCAUUAGGAGGUUUUUUCACACAACCAUUACCCCGCUUCCACCAUCUGAGACACCUAAUUUCAAUGUCAGUUGCCCCCCUUCUCCGCCUCGAGACAAGAUGGACUACAAUCGAGAUGCAGACUUUGAGGCGCUAAUUGUAUUUUUCUGGCCAUGGUCACCUGUCUUCAAAAAUACAAACAGUCCGAUGUACGAGGAAACAAUCAGUAAAGCUGAAUACUGGGUGACAAAGAUCUUUCAGACAAGUUCACUUUCCUCUUGUAUCAGAUCCGCUGCGCAAACAAUGAGUGAUCAAGGCGGCAAUAUUCUGGUUCACUUCAAGCUGUAUGUGAGCUGUGACAGUGCAGCAGAAGUAGAAAUAAACAGAGCCUACAUCGAGGGUCACUUGCUCCUGCAGAGAACACAGGACAGAAGUUGUGUGGUCAGCAUCGGUAAAGAUAUUCACCUUCGGCAGUUGAGUAAUACUAUCUCUUCGAAAGACCCAGAUUAUCCAUUUGCAAUAAAUGACACCAUCUGUGGUCAGUCUCAGCUGUAUCCUGUUCCUAAAAUUGUGGGUGGUCGGCCUGUAAAACGUGGACAGUACCCGUGGGUAGUGAAGGUGCAGAGUUCAAGCAGUCAAUGUGGAGGCACCAUUUGGGACUACAGCCACAUCCUAACGGCGGCACAUUGCAUCGACACGUUGCCGAUCAACGACCGCACAGGACGGGUAGACCCAAGAGGACUUGUGGUCAUUGCCGGUGACUGGGAGAUUACUUCAGUUUAUUCCUAUCUCCAGCAGAACAGAAGUGUCGCGUCAGCACGAAUUCACACACACUACUACGAGAAUAGAAGUUAUAUGGCAAACGACAUUGCCUUAUUGAAACUGGCCGAGCCGUUACAUCCCACCCAGCUAGUGAUGAAAGUGUGUCACCCUCAUGCCAGCACCCAGCUACCAAAGAAGGGCAUUGUUGCAGGCUGGGGACUAACGAAAGAAGAACCAGCAAGAUAUCCUGCAGUACAGCAAAGUCUGGAAGUGUCUUUACUAAAUCAGAGCGACUGUCUGAAACUGCUGCGACUUUAUGGCUUUCCAAAUCGCGUGCACAAGGGGACAAUAUGCUCAAUUGACGAUGACCUAGAAGUAAAAGAUUUUUGCAUGGGGGAUUCUGGUGGUCCACUUUUCGCGAAUCUGGGAACCAGAGGAGAUGAACAUUACACACUCUUUGGCAUCAUCUCACACAAUCACAGAUGUCGAGGAUAUUUUUCUGCCUCAACUUCGGUUCCGUAUUACCGUGACUGGAUCCACGGGACAAUACAAUUUUUGAAACACUUGUAAACUUUCAACAUCAACAGCAUUGGCAUACACACUCGGUCUACCUGUCCUCCAUAAAGAUAUACGAAAAGAUAAUGAGCGGCCCAUAAUAAUGUUGAAGAUAGAUAUACAGUGGAACCUCGGUUAACAAACUUAAUCCGUUCUGGAAAACUGUUCGUUAUCCGAAAUGUUCGUUAUCCGAAACAAUUUUUUCCAUAAGAAAUAAAGGAAAUAGAUGUAAUUGGUU
Molecule: messenger RNA, 2691 nt
Organism: Pomacea canaliculata
Lineage: Eukaryota; Metazoa; Mollusca; Gastropoda; Architaenioglossa; Ampullariidae
Product: transmembrane protease serine 11B-like protein
Exons: 17
Coding region: 540-2468 (642 amino acids)
Biological process (GO): proteolysis
Molecular function (GO): serine-type endopeptidase activity
Source: RefSeq, a predicted model, not a curated record